AUGAGCGGGGCUGGCCUGCUGCCUCGCGGGCUCGAUCUCUCGGCUGUUUCGGUCGAGCCUCCGCGCGAGGCAGAGCACGGCGAUGCGGCGUGCAAUGCGGCACUGGUCCUCGCCAAGCAGGCGCGACGCAAGCCGCGCGAAAUCGCCCAGAAUUUGGCUGAGCGGCUGCAGGGGCGCGCAGACAUUCGUGCCGUCGAAGUGGCCGGCCCCGGCUUCGUCAACCUCAGGCUCACGGACGAGUUCUGGUGGGCGCGGCUGGCGGAGCUGCUCCAGACCGGCCCAGGGUACGGCGCCACAGACCUCGGCCGCGGCCGGGCGGUCAAUGUCGAGUACGUCUCGGCCAACCCGACGGGGCCGCUCCACGUCGGGCACGCCAGGGGCGCGGUGGUGGGCGAUGCCCUCGCCAACCUGCUCUCGCAUAUGGGUUUCGCGGUGACGCGCGAAUAUUACGUGAACGACGCCGGCGCGCAGGUCGAUACGCUGGCCCGCUCGGUCCACGCCCGCUACCGCGAGGCGUGCGGCGAGACGAUCGGUGCCAUUCCCGAGGGGCUCUAUCCGGGAGACUAUCUGGUGCCCGUCGGCGAGGCGCUUGCGGCCCGCGACGGCCGCCGCUGGCUCGAAGAGCCCGAAUCGGCCUGGCUGCCCGAGAUCCGCCGCUUUGCCACCGACGCCAUGAUGGACCUCGUGCGAGCCGAUCUCGAAGCGCUGGGUGUGCGCCACGAUCUGUUUCGCUCGGAGCGCGCGCUGGUCGGCGAGGGCCGCGUCGAUGACGCGUAUGCGGCGCUGGAGGGGUCCGAUCUCAUUUACCGCGGCGUACUGGAGCCGCCCAAGGGCAAGCGCGAUGAGGACUGGGAGCCGCGCGAACAGAGUCUCUUCCGCGCCACCGCCUUCGGCGACGAUACGGACCGGCCGCUCAGGAAGUCGGACGGCACCUGGACCUACUUCGCCACCGAUAUUGCCUAUCACCGCGACAAGAUCGAGCGCGGCUUCACCGACCUGAUCGACGUCUGGGGCGCCGACCACGGCGGCUACGUCAAGCGAAUGAAGGCUGCUGUAUCAGCGCUUUCCGGCGAUUCGGCGAGCCUCGACGUGAAGAUCUCGGGCCGGGCGCUUCGUCACCUGCGCGAUGUCGUCGAUGAGGUCGGGCGCGACGUCGUCCGAUUUAUCAUGCUGACCCGCCGCAACGAUGCGCCGCUCGAAUUCGAUCUCAACCGGGUUACCGAGCAGUCGCGGGACAAUCCUGUCUUCUACGUUCAGUAUGCCCAUGCCAGGGCGUGCUCGGCGCUGCGCCGCGGGGCGGAGAUCGUGCCCGAGCCCGAGCUUGCGCUUGCCGCUCUCGCCCGCGUCGACCUCGCGUGCCUGGACGAUCCGGCCGAACUCGACCUGAUCCGCCUGCUCUGCCAAUGGCCACGGGUGCUGGAGGGCGCGGCGCUCACCCACGAGCCGCACCGGAUCGCCUUUUAUUUGCAUGACCUUGCGGGCGCCUUUCAUCUGCUCUGGACCAGGGGCAAGGACGACCCGCGGCUUCGCAUCGUCGAUGGCGAGCGACUUGCGGAGACACGCGCCCGGCUCGCAUUGAUAAGCGCCCUCAAGAUCGUUAUUGCGGAGGGGCUGGCAUUGUUCGGAGUCGAGCCGGUGCAGGAGAUGCGAUGA
Molecule: messenger RNA, 1653 nt
Organism: Geodia barretti
Lineage: Eukaryota; Metazoa; Porifera; Demospongiae; Tetractinellida; Geodiidae
Source: the annotation of a GenBank genome assembly